This is a messenger RNA of Aspergillus heteromorphus CBS 117.55, 1059 nucleotides long. RefSeq names its product sterol desaturase family protein. The coding region runs from base 1 to 1059 and encodes 352 amino acids. Gene Ontology annotation, biological process: lipid biosynthetic process. NCBI's taxonomy places the organism in Eukaryota, Fungi, Ascomycota, Eurotiomycetes, Eurotiales, Aspergillaceae. The record is from RefSeq and is a predicted model, not a curated record. The transcript has 2 exons. Gene Ontology annotation, molecular function: iron ion binding; oxidoreductase activity.
AUGGAUAUCGCCCUCGAGAUCUGGGACACUUUUCUUGGUGAUCGUCUCUAUGCGGCUCUUCUCCCCGCGUCUCUCUCGUCGUCGGUGUCGUUCCCCGGCUUCACCAAUGCCGCCAACAGCACCCUAUCCUUCUUUGGCGCAUCGAAGCCAUUCGCUUAUGAACCAGCCACGCAAUUGAUGUAUUUGGAGCCUAGCAAGUACGCUUACCUAAGCGCUUGGCCGAGGAACAACAUUUACCGCCAAUUCCUGAGUUUCUUCCUGAUCGUCUGGAUUUUUGGUAUCAUCGUCUACUUCAUCUGCGCGUCUCUGUCGUACAUCUUCAUUUGGGACAAGACCACCGUUCACCACCCGAAAUUCCUCAAAAACCAAAUCCCCAUGGAAAUCGCUCAGACAAUGCAAUCCAUGCCGAUCAUGUCUCUUUUGACCGCCCCAUUCUUGGUCGCUGAGGUCCGCGGUUACGCCAAGCUAUACGAUACCUUCUCUGCUGAGCCAUUUCCCUACUACAGCAUCCUGCAAUUCCCGCUGUUCAUCGGAUUCACUGAUCUUUGCAUCUACUGGAUUCACCGCGGUCUGCAUCACCCAUUGAUUUACAAGACUCUGCACAAACCCCACCACAAGUGGAUCAUGCCCAGUCCGUUCGCCUCGCACGCUUUCCACCCGCUAGAUGGUUGGUCUCAGAGUGUACCGUACCACGUGUUUCCUUUCAUCUUCCCACUCCAGAAGGUGGCAUAUGUGUUCCUCUUCGGAUUUAUCAACCUUUGGACGGUAUUGAUCCACGACGGUGAAUAUGUUGCCAACAGCCCUGUGAUCAACGGAGCGGCCUGCCACACCAUGCACCACUUGUACUUCAACUACAACUAUGGCCAGUUUACCACGCUAUGGGAUCGCCUUGGAGGCAGCUACCGGAAGCCUAACGAGGAGCUUUUCCGCCGUGAGACGAAGAAUGGCGAGGAAGAAUGGAAGAGGCAGACUAAGGAGAUGGAAACUAUUCUCCAGACUGUCGAGGGCGAUGAUGACCGGACAUACCUAGCCGAUGCGGAAACCAAGAAGGAUCUUUGA